Syzygium oleosum is the source of this 1132-nucleotide messenger RNA. RefSeq lists its product as uncharacterized. Bases 101 to 1024 code for a protein of 307 amino acids. The record is from RefSeq and is a predicted model, not a curated record. The transcript has a single exon. Lineage: Eukaryota; Viridiplantae; Streptophyta; Magnoliopsida; Myrtales; Myrtaceae.
UUCCUCUGUCCAAAGUAUAUUUAUAUGACGGUGUGAUGAACAUUUGAAUAGACAUUCUCUCUUGCCUUACCUCUUCAUUCAAAGUCGGAUUUUGUGAAGGAUGGGAUGGCAAGUGGAGAAGCCCCCGAAUCCGGCAGUGUUUCUGAGAGAACCAUUUCACAUCUUGACCACAACACUCCUCUCUCUUCUCCUUCCUCUCUCGUUCCUUCUCGUGUCAAGGCUCUCUUGUGCCAGCUACUUCUUCAGCUUUGCCCCUGCGGAUCACACCCUCAAGCCAAUCUCUUUCCUCUUCUCUCUUUUCUUCGACACCAACCCAACUCUCCUCCUUGCCCUUCUCUCCAUCCUCAGCGUUGCCACUCUUGUUCAUUGCCUCACCGGGUACAUUGAUGUCUUCCGCAAGUCGACCGGUUCGGUCCACCAGCCCAGCCUUUACAUGGCCUGGGUCGUGCUCUGCACGUCUCAGAUUUGCAUUUUUCUAGGCAUCAAGGGGAGCUUGGUUCCUGGAGUAGUCGACGGCUCAAGCUUUGAGCCAAGUUCGUUCAAUAAGGCCCUGUUCUUUAUAGGAUUGCAUGAGACCAUGGCCAAUUGGUGCAGGGUGGUGGUGAAGCCGGUGGUGGACGACACGGUUCUCGGUUUCCCUAGAGAGGAGCGGUGGACCGAGAGGGCGGUGGCAGCCAUGAGCUUCGUUGGCCUGUGGUGGUGGAGGCUGAGGGAGGAGGUCGACUCGCUGGUGGUGGUUCCUGAGGUGAAGAUGGAGCUUUUGAUGGGUGAUGAAGUGGCUGACUUUGUGGCUUGGUGGUUGUAUUACCUGACCGUGGCUAUUGGGAUGGUCAAAAUUGUCAAGGGCUUCAUGUGGCUUGGAAUGACUUUUUGCAGAAGGUUCGCAGGAAACUCUGGCGACGACAGCAAAUACUUUCCAGGACCUGGACCCGGCUCGUAUGGAGUGGAUAGGCAUCAAUGGUCGGUUCAGCUUGAUCACACUUCGAUUCCACGCGAUCAAACGAUCCAAAUAGAUGUAUUAUAGUCACGGUGCAGGUCUAGGUAAGAACUUUCCCGCUCCUGACCUUGUGCAAUUCUUAAGGCAAGGUCCGAAACUGAAUCUGAACAUAUGCAUCCAAUCUUCUUGCUGUCA